UGGGCGGAUAUAGACUUGUAAAACAUAAGCUACUUCCAGGAAGCACAAGAUGACUGCAGUUGCAAAUAAGUGGUCUUUAUUCAGACCUUGUAUCGAUCUUCAUGGAGGACAAGUUAAACAGAUCGUGGGCGGCACUUUAACAACCAACGACAACACUCUAGCCACUAACUUCGUCGCAAGUGAGGGACCUGCAUACUACGCGUCACUGUACAAAGCGGACGCUCUUACCGGUGCCCAUGUUAUUAUGCUGGGGCCUGGCAAUGAAGAUGCGGCACGCGAAGCUCUGAAGGCCUGGCCCAAUGGCCUACAGGUGGGUGGAGGGAUUAACGCACAAAACGCACAAAAAUGGCUGGACGCUGGCGCCGAGAAGCUGAUUAUCACGAGUUGGCUCUUCCCGGAUGGCGAGUUCAGCAUGAGCCGGCUGCAGGAGAUAUCAAAGCUAAUUGGCACGGACAGUUUAGUGUUGGAUUUGAGCUGCCGCAGGAGGGGUAACCAGUGGUUUGUGGCCACCAACAAAUGGCAAACAAUCACAUCGAUGGAACUGAAUGCCGAGACUUUGCGGACACUAUCGGAAUAUUGCUGCGAGUUUCUUAUCCACGCGGCCGACGUUGAAGGGCUAUGUAAAGGUAUUGAUGAGGAAUUAGUUGAGAGAUUAGGAGAGUGGACGGAUCUCCCCUGUACGUAUGCGGGAGGGGGUAGAACACUCGAUGACUUGCACCUGGUACACAAGCUGUCGCGUGGCAAAGUAGACCUGACGUUUGGGAGUGCGCUCGAUAUAUUUGGGGGUACAGGGGUUAAGUUUGCAGACUGUGUAGCCUACAAUAAGGAACACGGGAAAUAAAACACAGUGAAAUAAAAUGGAAUCAUU
Sphaeroforma arctica JP610 is the source of this 868-nucleotide messenger RNA. RefSeq names its product 1-(5-phosphoribosyl)-5-[(5-phosphoribosylamino)methylideneamino] imidazole-4-carboxamide isomerase. The coding region runs from base 50 to 841 and encodes 263 amino acids. Gene Ontology annotation, cellular component: cytoplasm. Gene Ontology annotation, biological process: L-tryptophan biosynthetic process; L-histidine biosynthetic process. The transcript is spliced from 7 exons. The record is from RefSeq and is a predicted model, not a curated record. Lineage: Eukaryota; Ichthyosporea; Ichthyophonida. Gene Ontology annotation, molecular function: 1-(5-phosphoribosyl)-5-[(5-phosphoribosylamino)methylideneamino]imidazole-4-carboxamide isomerase activity.